This is a messenger RNA of Rhododendron vialii, 2149 nucleotides long. RefSeq lists its product as uncharacterized. Bases 452 to 1738 code for a protein of 428 amino acids. The record is from RefSeq and is a predicted model, not a curated record. Lineage: Eukaryota; Viridiplantae; Streptophyta; Magnoliopsida; Ericales; Ericaceae. The transcript is spliced from 4 exons.
CUUUCCUCUUCCUCUGUUUCUGUAUUCCGCUCUCUGUUCAACUCUCUCUCUCUCUCUCUCUCUCUCUCUCUCUCUCUCUAUACCGACAGAGAUACGGACAGACAAUCACGAUUCUCGUCGGAGGCGUAUAUGGAUUUCAGAAGCCACCGCUCUUCUUCUGUUCACGUGUACAAGUUCUCCAUAGCCGCGGCUCUUUCCAUAUCUCCGCCUUCCGAUCGCUCCGUUCCGUUCACGCUUUGGUUACCAGACCUCCGGUUUAGUCUUCCAAAAUAACGUGUACACAUCAGACAGGCUUCUCGUGUUUAAUUCAUUUAGUAAGCCAAAAACACAGGUCGAUCACUUUCUUGGUUGUUGGUAAAUUAAGGAGUUACCUGGAGUCUGUACCUGGUAAAUUCAUAUAGUAGUGGACAUAAUUCCGUGCAUGGAACAAGAUGAUUAGGUCUGGUAGGGAAUGAAGAUGUCAGGUAGGAGAGGUAAAUCUCCUGGUUGGGCUGCUUUUGACCUCAAGCUGCAACAGAAAGAGGGUUUCAAACAGGAAGUUGAUGUGCCCUACCCACCCAUGUCAAGUGCUAUCACCCCUCUGCAUCCCUCCCACAAUUUCAUGCAAGACAACAAAGUAUCGAGGUCUUUCACAUCAGUGCUAUCAGCAGAUGAUGUGGAUCACAGAAAACCACUAUUAUCUGGAAAUUCUAGGACAACCCAGAGAAAUAAGUUUACUUCCGAACCUGAUAUUGUAGCAGCCUAUGCCAAGUUCAGAGAGCUUCACUCCUGGGCUGACGAGAGCUUGAUUGAGGAUAUUAUGGCAGCUGUAAAUAAUGAUGUUGAUAAGGCCUCAACUGUAUUAAUGGGCAUGGUUCCCAAUGAGAACCCAGAGCAGAAUAAAGAUACAAAUAUUCGAGGAUCAAAAUCUAAGCAUGAGCAUUUUCCUUUGGACCAUACAAGAUCGCCUGUAGAUGAAGGUGCUUCUUCUGGAAAGCUCACAGACUUUGGGGAACUGACCUGUGUUAUUGGGGACUGUUUCAAUUCCAAGACUGAAGAACUGACCAAUGACCAUGCUUCUUGUGGAAAUGAGGAUUCUGAUAUUGCUGCUGCAAAUGUGAAGCUGAUUUUGGGGCAGUUGAAUUCUAUACCCGUAGAGCCUGAGUGGGAAGAGGACGACAUUUAUUUGUUCCAUCGAAAAGAUGCAAUAAGGAUGACGAGGUUAGCGUCUCAGCAUUCAAGGGCAGCUAUGGAUGCUUAUUUAAGAAGGGAUCACUUCUCGGCCCAACAGUUAUCCAUGAAAGUUAGGGAGGAGCGAAUGGCUGCCGAACGGUUGAAUGCUAAGGCAGCAAAUGCAAUUUUUAAUACCAGGAAUGGCCAAAACAGUCUAUGGGAACUGGAUUUACAUGGCCUUCAUGCAGUGGAAGCAGUUCAAGCCUUGCAGGAGCGCUUGCAGAAGCUUGAAUCCUUAGUGCCAUCUGGUCAAUCAGUAUCUCCAAAUAGAAAGAGCGAAGGGGCAACUAUGGUUAGCUCUGCAUCUGUUGAAUCUUUGAGUUGUACGGAGACAAGUAAAUUGGAUGAACAACGUGCCUCAUCCCGGCAGAGACCAAUAUCAUUGCAAGUCAUAACAGAUUUGUAUCCAGGGCUGGAGCUAGGAUUUUUGAUUAGUAGGAGCCCAACCGAAGUCACAGAUUGGCCCAGAGUGAGCAGGAGUGAGAGUAUCUGUAAUAUGUGUGCAGACAUGUAUAUUACUGCUUGAAUUAACCAAAUCUACAUCAUAUUCAUUGUAACUGUUACCUCAUUGAUGAUUCAGCCCUUGGCAAAUCAUAUUUGUAGCUCACAGAUCACAAUAUUUCUUAUAUGCGUGCGUGUGUGUAUCUUUGUUUACAUAUCGUGCAUUAACAUUUUCGAGGGCGGAGUUUAAACAUGACGUGUCUACCAAACAGUGCAGGAGAGGCGGUGGUUAAGGCGGUCAAAAAAAAUUGGUGUCUCUACCUUUUCUUGUGAUAUAGAUCCAUUUGUGCAGGCAUUGAUUGGUAGCUUAGUCUCCUGAAAUGGCUGCUUGAGUAGCUAGCUGUACAUGUUGAUCUACUUGUUGCUUUCUUAAAUAGUUAGAGAAAGGGCACAAGACGUACUCCUCCAGGAAACACUUUGACUAGUAAAUCAUCUU